This is a messenger RNA of Lemur catta (Ring-tailed lemur), 5129 nucleotides long. RefSeq names its product RAS and EF-hand domain containing (gene RASEF). Gene Ontology annotation, molecular function: GTPase activity; GTP binding. The record is from RefSeq and is a predicted model, not a curated record. Bases 1 to 1968 code for a protein of 655 amino acids. NCBI's taxonomy places the organism in Eukaryota, Metazoa, Chordata, Mammalia, Primates, Lemuridae. The transcript has 18 exons.
AUGACCAUCCCUGACAGUCAGAUGCCUGUUAAAGAGCAGUUGGGAGAUGGCUCUGUGUGUGGGCUUUUAAUUACUAAGGGCUGCGAUUAUCUUGUGUCCUCACAGCAUCGUAACCAGCUGCCUUCAACAGAGUUACAGGGCAAGAGCCCAGAGGAUGUUGAUCAUGCAGAUGGAAAAGAACAAGUUAGUACCCUGUAUCAGAACAUCAACCUUGUGGAGCCAAGACUGAUUCAGCCAUAUGAACAUGUUAUAAAGAACUUCAUCCGUGAGAUCAAACUCCAAAGCACAGAAAUGGAAAACCUGGCCAUUGCAGUGAAGAGAGCCCAGGACAAGGCAGCCAUGCAGUUGAGUGAGUUGGAGGAGGAAAUGGAUCAGAGGAUUCAGGCUGCAGAACAUAAGACGCGGAAAGACGAAAAACGCAAAGCUGAGGAAGCCCUCAGUGACCUCAGACGUCAGUAUGAAACCGAAGUAGGAGAUCUGCAGGUGACCAUAAAAAAGCUUAAAAAGCUCGAAGAACAAUCAAAACACGUAAGUCAAAAGGAAGAUGUGGUUGCACUGAAGAAGCAAAUUUAUGAUUUAUCGAUGGAAAAUCAGAAAGUUAAGAAAGAUCUUUUAGAAGCACAGACAAACAUAGCCUUCCUUCAGAGUGAACUAGAUGCUUUGAAAAGUGAUUAUGCUGAUCAGAGUCUGAAUUCUGAAAGGGAUCUGGAAAUAAUCCGAGAGUACACAGAAGAUCGAAAUAGUCUUGAGAGGCAAAUCGAAAUACUCCAAACAGCUAACCGGAAGCUGCAUGACAGUAACGACGGCCUUAGGAGUGCCCUUGAAAACAGUUACAGCAAAUUCAACAGAUCCUUGCGCAUAAAUAAUAUAUCCCCAGGGAAUACAAUUACUAGAAGCAGUCCCAGAUUCAAUGGUCAUUCUCCUCAAACUCCGGGCUAUGACAGGUCAUUUCGCUCUUCCUACGUGGAUGAGGACUGCGACUCCUUGGCUCUCUGUGAUCCUAUGCAGAGGAUGAAUUGUGAAGUUGACAGCCUGCCCGAGAGCUGCUUUGACAGUGGCUUGUCUACCCUGAGAGAUUCCAACGAGUAUGACUCGGAGGUGGAAUGCAACAAGCUCCAGAGGGGGUUUCAGAGGACACACGGGGCUCAGGAGAGCUUUGGGGACAAUGCUUCAGACACAGAUGUUCCUGAUAUAAGGGAUGAAGAGACCUAUGGUUCGGAGGGGGUGGCUUCAGUCUUAGACUGGAAGCCCCAGGGCUCUGUUAGCGAAGGCAGCAUUGUUAGUUCAUCAAGAAAGCCCAUCUCGGCACUUUCUGCCCAGACAGACCUAGUGGAUGACGACCAUAAAUCUUCUAGCUCACAGAAGACUUACAAGAUUGUGCUUGCUGGGGAUGCGGCAGUGGGGAAGUCUAGUUUCCUCAUGAGGCUUUGUAAGAAUGAAUUUCGAGGAAAUACAAGCGCCACGCUGGGAGUUGAUUUCCAAAUGAAAACCCUCAUUGUGGAUGGAGAGCGAACAGUGCUGCAGCUCUGGGACACGGCUGGCCAGGAGAGAUUCAGAAGUAUUGCCAAGUCUUACUUCAGAAGAGCAGAUGGUGUUUUGCUGCUGUAUGAUGUUACGUGUGAGAAAAGCUUCCUGAAUGUACGAGAAUGGGUAGAUAUGAUUGAGGAUGCAAGCGAUGCAACUAUUCCUAUCAUGUUGGUAGGAAACAAGGCUGAUCUUCGUGACUCUGCUGCUGCAGAUGGACAACAAUGUGUCUCAGGAUUCUUUGGAGAAAAAUUGGCCAUGACCUAUGGAGCAUUAUUCUGUGAAACAAGUGCCAAAGAUGGUUCCAAUGUUGUGGAAGCUGUUCUCCACCUUGCUCGAGAAGUGAAGAAAAGAACUGACGAGGAUGACAGCAAAUCCAUUACCAAUCUGACUGGGAACAGUUCCAAAAAGUCAACACAGAUGAAGAAUUGUUGCAAUGGUUAAAUCCCAAGCAUCUUCGGCCUGGGAAGCCUUCAUUUCCCGAAUACUGAGGUUGUAUGACUUGUUUGGUUCUUAACAGAGUGGUGCAUCCGAUGAAACUGUCAUAUGGAGGGUUACAGAGCAGAAAUCUGAACAGUUCUCUCGGGUCCCUCCAGAACCUCAGCUCUUCUUUGCUAUAUCUCAAAGAGCAACUUGGCCUUCCGGUUGAAUAGACUUGUCUUUCUUUCCAGGUCUUAAAAGAUAACAUGUAAAUGUUUUUAAAGUGAUAAAAAAAAUCACAUGUUCAACGCUAUAGAAGAAACUCAACUGAUAUAAUUAGAUUGAUGUGGUAGCUGACUUCGUAGGUAACCUAGGAUAAUGUUUACUUAGAAUAUUUGCUACUAGAGUCCUAGUGAAAGGAGGUUCUCAUCCGAGCUUUGUUGUUAACUAGCUUUGUGAUCUUGGACACGUUGCCAGCCCAUGUCAGAUCUUUUGCUCAUCCGUAAAACCAGCAGCUCAGCCUUUCAGGCCUUGGCACCUCGCAGAUCCUGAAGCCUUUUAACCAGUAGUAGGGAGAGCGCAAUGACCAUUGACCCGUAGUUAAAAAGGACUCUGGCUAUUCUUGCUUUUUUAACUUUGGGGUGUUGAUGUUUAUCGCUUCUGCAAUAAGAACAGAAUGUAAUUGAGAAAAAAACGGAAACAAACAUCUAUUUUUUUAAUAUAUAAAGAAAACAUACUUGAGACAAAAAUAUUCAUAUAUAAAAGAAAGUAUUUCAUAAUCUGAGAAUACUUACAAAGUCUGUGGUUUAAAUUUAGUGUUAAAAAUGCUAAUGAAAAUAUGUAAAACCACAUACUACUGAAAAUACAAUGCCCAGGAAAGUUGUCACUCGUCACUUAAGAAAAUACACCAGCGAGCGGCUGCCAGGGGCUGAGGAAAGAGAGGAACUGCUAAUGGGCAUGUGGUUUCUUUUGGGGAUGUUGACAAUGUCCUGGAAUCAGAAUAGUGGUAAUGGUUGUGUAACUUUCUGAAUAUAUUAAGAACCACUGAAUUGUAUACUUUGAAGGGGUGAAUUUUAUGGUAUGUGAAUUACAUCUUAUUAAAAAAUGUACUGGCACUUAGAGUGAUUUAACAUUUUGCCAAAUGAAACUAUUCAUGCUUAUUUCAAACCUUCCCAUGGCUUAAAAGCAUAAUCUGUAAUAUAAUGCAAAUCUCCUAACUCCCUGGUUGCGAGAAUUAACUUCCUUAAAUAAUGAGCAAUGAAAGAAAUACUGUGCAUGGUUUUGGAAAAUAAUGUCUUGGAAAGAGGAAUUGUUAUUAAGAAAGGUAAGUCAUAGUCCUUUGUUUAAUGUGACCAGUGACUCAUCAUCACCAAUGACCUGUUGGUCCUGCUCUCCUUCUAUAACCUGCAGUGCCUCCCAAAUUUUCCCUCUGAAAUGUCUCUAAGAGCCAGAGAAGUCAGCACCUGCCCCCACGGUGGGCCAAUGAUGCCUAGCUUUCAGUGGCCCAAACCAGUUAAGUUAUUGCAACAAAAGAGAUUUGAAUUUGCCUUGGUUCACAUAGGUGUAGACCCCAGGUAACUUGCUAAAGAACUUAAAUUAUAGCUGUUAUUUAUUGUAUUAUAUUAAUAUAAGCUAAAAACAUUUAUUUUUGUUGAAUUAAAACAAUUCCAUUUAGCAAUCUUUUUCCUGUUUAUGAUUUUUGUGAUCAAACCGUAAAUUCCCCAAGCUUCAUUUUUUUAGGAAUGAUUAUAAAUAACAAAGAUUACAAAUAACUACAACAUCAUUUAGGUUUGAAAAACAUGCCUUCUCCUGUUGAAGACAUCUAAUAUUUUUACUAGACAGUUGGAUCUAUCCUCAGUAAUUCUACCAUGAAUUCCUCUUUCGUGUUUCAUGGGUUUUGGUCCCAGAAAAAAAAGAUUACAUUUCUGAUCAAAAAGAAUGCCUUGUUUGUGGGGAAUUGUCAAAAUAAACAGGGCGAGGGGGUAUUAUAUUUGUGGCAUGGUGAGACAAGAGCUGUGCCAUUGCUGUCUGCCUCGUGUCAUCUCUUGAGCUCACGUGAGAUUGAACUUGAUACAUAUGUGUUGAUGUAUGAGACACAUGUUUGAGUUUUGGUGCAUUUGCACAAAACCGUGUUAGUGUUUGUGUUAUCAUGUUACCCUUAUUUAUUUACUCCAAAGUGUCUCUUUAUAUUUAUCUUACAAUCUGUAAAUAAGAAUAUGCUUUUAAUACAGAAGUAUGAUCUUGGUGUUUGCCUCCGGAUUGUACACCCAAGUUCAUUAGGAGAUUACACAGGUGCCUUUUAUAGACAAAUCAAUCAUCUUUAUUCGAGCCCAGAUAAAUAUUUUGGUCACAUAAUCCAAAUUAGAGACUUAGAGCUCUGGUUUGCAAUCUGGUUUAAAGAAAAGCUACUUAAAGCUCUUUUAGCUGCAUUGCUGGGAGAUCAUGAUUGUUUUCAACAUUUUAAAUUCAUGAAGUAUUCUCAAAUUUAAAGUGUAUUUUUGGUAAGGACAAAAAUAUUUAAUGUUUUUAACUUAGACGUGACACAUUUUCAUAUUUGUAGGGCAAUUACACACCUCUCUGGUUUUCCUUUGAGAGCUUUUAAAAUCACAGUUACACUGCACUCCUUUUUUUGUUUUUAAUGUAUCCUGGUACAUUGGAAAAUAUUUUAAUUUCAUUAUGGAAAAUAAUGUUGGAUAAGGAGACAUUUUUCACUAUUAACCUUUAGCCCCGUGCAUUUUCGUAAUUUAUUUUUUCUACUUGAUGCUUUAUAUGACAUAUGUGACAUUUGAUUAUUUAAUACUGGAUGUGAUUUGCAUAAACCCAGUUGAGCAACCCUCCUGCUGAAGAUAAAAUUGAGGUUAAAGAUAAAGAUUUAUUUUCAUAUUUGUACAGUGAUCGGCUUCGGAGUGAUAGUUUUUGUGGGCUUUUAUUGUGUGAGUGUGAAAGAAAUUUCAUGUGUAUAUAUUAAGUAGGCCUCUGAGUAUUGAAUAAUUGUUUUAUGAUUUUGAUUUAUAUGGUUUACAUUUUCAUAGUAUGGGCCAUAUUUCGUUUAUACUGUUUAUUUCUCUUCAAACCAUUAAUAAUUAUACCAUAAAGUGUAAUUUUUAUAGCAAUGCAAAUGUCUAAGGAACUACAAAUAUUUUCUGUGUUGUAAAUUCAAUAAAGCUUGCUUCCUUUGGCCUUUU